Messenger RNA from Dimorphilus gyrociliatus, 2626 nucleotides. The record is from the annotation of a GenBank genome assembly. NCBI's taxonomy places the organism in Eukaryota, Metazoa, Annelida, Polychaeta, Dinophilidae.
AUUUUGUUACAACCAAUGAGCAUUGAGCUGCUGACCUAUGUGACCCGAAAAUAUUUACUAAUACGCCACUUAUUAUGCUAGUCAGUCAUACAUGCGAUAUAUGUUCGAAGACUAAUAAAGCUUGAAAUACUUUUCUGCACUAUCUCAUUUUAAAAUGGACUCAACUCCUCGGUCCAAGCGCUCUACGACCUCGCAAAGCAUGUACCGUUCGAGUACAGUUGAACAUCACGGAGCUGAAACAGUUAGUCAAGUAAAGUAUCAAAGAAAUUCAAUAAAAACCCGCAAGAUAAGCUCCCAGUUUAGGGACGACCAAGACCAUACACCUUCUUUUAAACACUCUAUCAAUACCGAGAUUAGAAAGUCGACAAGUUCGACGAAGUCUUCCGAAAAGUUUAACGGGAGCAAAAAUAGUCUAGUUUCGAAUUGGUUUGAGGUGGAACCAAAAACCGAUUAUACCUAUUCGCACACAACGUCUUAUCAGGCUAGUGGUUUGAAAAGGUCCCCCCCACCAAACUUAUCAAGAAGAGGUUUAAAACAAGGAUCAAGCAGGAGUCUUAAUCUCUCUACAACCCUUGAUAGAACGUCUCCGAAUCAUACAAGAGCAGGAACUGUAUAUAAUAAUAAGACCAAUAAUUCUCAAUAUGACAUCAGUUUAGAUGAAAAUUUUAAAGAUUUUGGGUCGGAGAAGGACUUUGAUUCUACAGCCUCGAAUAAUUCAAGUUAUAUUGACACUGCCUCAAUCGCGGAACUCAGGUCGCGCGUUUCCCAAGUCACAAUCGUUUACGCUGUUAGCUCCUUUUUUACAAUCUGGUCAACUUGUGUGUCAUAUUUUUCAGUAAUUGCCCGCAUUUCAAAACGAAUAGCAAGUAGUGAAUUCCUUAAAUCUCAUUGGGCCAGAUAUUGGUCAACCAAGUCGGUUAAAAGCACUCAAAAAGAACAUAUGAGAUCUAGCACCAAUGAAAGAACAUUUCAUAAUGUUACUACAUGGAGAUCUGUUUUAAACAUAGUUAAAACAAUCGUAACACCUUCCUUUAUAGUACAUGAACGACAGAAGCAACGAAGUGGCGCGGGAUUGACACUAACGCUUUGCUAUUUUCUCGGUUUCUUCCUGUUUAGUGUACUCGCUUUAGCAUUGUUCAUGUGUUUGCCUCAACUACUUCGCUCGGUAUCAGAUACUGGCUUCGCAGGUUUUGAAGCACCGCAAAUUGACAAAGAGAUACACUUGAAAGACAAAAAUGUUCAAACCUUAAGUGAUCAGGGGAAAAAAGACGAACUUGCCAACCUUGAGAAAAUAAAUUUAUAUCUUACAACUAUACAGAGAGACUUGAACUCAUUAAGGAGCCUAGAGAUCAGGCUAGAGACGAUCGAAGAAAGCCUGAAAGCAAAAAGUUCAGUUGAAAAAGACGAGUCUUUGAUGAUAGAAGAAAUAGCCAAGCUGAAGAAAAACCUUAAAAUCAAUAAUGACAAAAUGAGUGAAAUGCAUGACAAAUACGAUAAAGAUAUAAUAAUCCUCAAGGAAAAAAUUUACUCAAAGUCUGGUGAAAGUGCAUAUGAAAAAGAGUUCCCAUAUUUGAAACAAGCUGUUGAAAAUUUGAGACGAGACUUUACAUCGCAUUCUAACGAAAUUAGUGGAAGUUUUAAUGAAGUAAACAGCAAAAUGGAAACAUAUGUCACUAAUCAGGAACUAAAAAUAGCACUGACAAAUAUACAAAAUGAUAUCCUCAAUUUUAAUAAGUCGUUAGACACGCUGAACAUGUUUGGAGAGCGAUUUCAGGAUAUCUCUGAGAAGAUACACGUCCUAGAGUCGGCUGUCAAUGAUUGCAAAAAUUCUAAAAGAGAAACAGAUAAAUCCCUGAUUGAAUUAAGAAAAGCAAUCAAUUCUUUGAAAAUUGACGCUUUACAAAAGAAUUGCUGUGAUGAGGAAAAGAUAUUGAGUUUAAUUAGGAGAGAAUUAAAAUCUGGUGGGCAUGAACUUUAUAGGGAUUCGUCAGAAAAUCUUAAAUUGAAUGAUGCAACAAAGUUAAACUCGAAAAACUGUAUGACAAGAGGUGAAGUUAACGUACUAGUAAAGAGAGCAUUUGAAAUUCACUUGGCAGAUAAGACUGGAUUGCCAGAUUAUGCUUUAGAAUCUGCUGGGGGAUCUAUUGUUGACACACGAUGCUCUGUUACUUAUACAGAAAAAAAGUCGCUAUACAGAUUAUUCGGUAUGCCUAUCUGGUAUGUUAUAACAAGCCCAAGAGCUAUAAUACAGCCUGAAAUGCAACCAGGAAAUUGCUGGGCUAUGAAAGGAUCGAAGGGCAGUGUAGUAAUUUCCCUAGCGACGAAGAUAUCUCCUACUUCUUUUUCGUUAGAACAUAUUUCUCGAAAAUUAUCUAUGGACGGAACAAUUGCGUCAGCUCCCAAAGAUUUUAGUGUAAUAGCUCUGGAAAAACCAAACGAUAAAUUUGGAGAGAAUCUGGGUAAUUUCACUUACUCAGACAAUGGCGAAACUUUACAAAAUUUCGCUGCCAAAGUUUUUGUCAACAACACAAAAUACGUCCUGUUGAAGAUCUUAUCAAACCAUGGACAACCAUCUUAUACCUGUAUAUAUAGAUUUAGAGUGCAUGGACACCAAAACAAGCCUUAA